Didymosphaeria variabile is the source of this 1980-nucleotide messenger RNA. RefSeq names its product carboxypeptidase Y-deficient (gene PEP7). The record is from RefSeq and is a predicted model, not a curated record. Gene Ontology annotation, biological process: DNA repair. Lineage: Eukaryota; Fungi; Ascomycota; Dothideomycetes; Pleosporales; Didymosphaeriaceae. Bases 1 to 1980 code for a protein of 659 amino acids. Gene Ontology annotation, molecular function: metal ion binding; DNA binding. The transcript has 3 exons.
AUGACCUCGGGCAGGUCCCUGGGCGGUGGCCGCGUGCUCGGCAGCGGGCGAAACUUGUCGCCCGCCGUGUCCCCGCGCCCGCCUGCCCACCACCACCACCGCAAUGCUAGCUUACUAUCGCCCUCGGAGAGCUCCAUAUCGCUCAGCUCGCAGACGUCCAACAGCCCAGCAAGUACCGCCGAAACGAGGGACGAUAUAGGCAGCAAAGUGCUGCUUCCAGGCUCAGAGAAUGCAGCGGCGAGCGCCUCCAGUAGGCUUGUAUGCCCCAUCUGCAACGAGGAAAUGCUGACGUUGCUCCAACUCAACCGACAUCUUGACGAUAACCACCAAAACCUGGUAGAGGAGGAGCAAGAUGAAGUCAAAAACUGGUUCGAGCAGCAAAUGGAGAAAGCAAAGAAGUUCCAGCCGCUGGCCGUCCUGAACCAAAAGCUCAAAGGCCUCGACGUCUUCGAAUCCAACGAUGCUCCCACACCGCUCCCAUCCGCGUACGCCUCCACCGCCGCCCCUGCGCACGAACCAGUACCGGUCCGCCGAGACCCCGAAGAAGAAGUCACACGAGCACACUGGCAACGGCCAAGUUACCGCGAUGUUUGUUCAGACCCGAUAUGCGGAAGGCCCAUCAGUGGACAAUUGACGCUGGGAGGCAACAAUAGUGCCGUCAACUGCAGAUGCUGCGGGAAGCUAUUCUGUGAGGAUCAUACGAUGUAUCAGAUGAGGCUAUCGCGGCAGGCAAAACAUGAUCCGGUAAGGGGCAUCUGGUGCAGAGUGUGCGAAACAUGCUACAAGUCAAGAGAGGGGUAUAAUGACCACCACGGAUCAGACCGCGACCACUUCAAAAAGUUCGCAGACAUCCGGCGGAAAAGGGUAGACCGCGAACAUAUGGAGAUCAGCAGGCUCGAGAAGCGCUUAACAAAGCUAACCCAGCUAUUGGCAAAUCCGCCCCCGGAUGAAGGUGCCACGAGCAGCUUUUGGCCGCUUUCGGGAGCGAAGAACCAACGGAAAGUUCUAGAGCAGUCCAUAAUAACAUGGGAGGAAGAUGCAAAAGUUUCACAUUGUCCGUUCUGCCAGCAGGAGUUUUCCAGCUACACCUUUCGUCGACACCAUUGCCGCAUGUGUGGCCGCGUCGUGUGCGGUGAUCCAAAGACGGCGUGCUCGUCCGAAGUCGGGCUCAACGUCGCAGCAGGCUCUAAUGGAAACGAAAAAGAUGGCAACCAGAUGGGUGUUGACAUACGCAUGUGCAAAGACUGCAGUCACACCUUGUUCAGCAGAAGCGAUUUUGACAGGGAGCUGGCACAGAAGCCGACGGAUCAGCGCGCGUAUGAGAACUUGGCGCAGUUCGAGAGGGGCAUACGAUUGCUCCUUCCUCGGUUCCAGAAGCUGCUCAUGGCACUGCAAGACCCCGACAAACCCCCAUCACCGCAACAGCUCACAGAUGCCACCAAAGUACGGAAGAGGCUCAUGGAUGCAUUUGCACAAUACGAUACUGCGGCCAAAAGAAUUCGAGAUUUGCCGACUGAAUCUCCUACCCAGAUUAAGUUGCAGAAAGCCGUAUAUCAGCAAGCAUAUAAUUUUCUGAGUACACACAUGCUGCCAUUACGGUCCUUACCAAAGGUUCUCAAGCACGCGGUUCCUCAGGGCUCUAAGUCGAGUGGUCGUCAAAACGGAGGCGGCGCACUUGCUUCCAUCAAAUACAAUGAUAGACAGGCGGGAAGUGUUGUCAGUAGUAGCAGCGCAGUAUCAGCACUAGAAUCGGAAGAGAAGGAGCUUCGUGAAAGACUCAUUAUCUUAGAGGAGCAAAAGUUCAUGGUAUCGGAGAUGGUGGCAGACGCUACUAAGCAUCGUCGAUUUGACGAAGUCACUAGCUUGGCCCAGAACUUGGAGGAUCUAAACAGGGAGAUCGAUCAGAUCAACGGCCAGCUUGGACAACUUGACUUUGCUGGUGCAUACCAGCGCGAGUUGGCGAGUCCACCACCCGGAUGA